Messenger RNA from Hordeum vulgare subsp. vulgare (domesticated barley), 668 nucleotides. RefSeq lists its product as uncharacterized. Gene Ontology annotation, molecular function: zinc ion binding. Lineage: Eukaryota; Viridiplantae; Streptophyta; Magnoliopsida; Poales; Poaceae. The transcript has 2 exons. The coding region runs from base 29 to 550 and encodes 173 amino acids. The record is from RefSeq and is a predicted model, not a curated record.
UCUCCCUCAGCUCUCUUCUCCAGUCGCCAUGUCUCUCGCCGGAAGCUCGUCGGGUGGCAAGAGAUUGAAGGUUUCCUCGUCGGUUGCACCGCUCCCAGUAGCUUUAGGACCCAGACGGCAUGCACCUCUCGGGUCACCGCUGCCGUUAGUUCCAUGUCCGUGCUGUCAAACGCGUCGCACGGUUCGGUGCAUUUCCAAAUCAGAAGCUAAUCCAGGACGUGUGUUCUACAAGUGCCCUAAUCAUGGCAAGGGGGUGAAUCCUUGCAAUCACUACUACUGGGAAGACGGGGAGGACAGCUAUGUUGAUUUCCUAAUCGCAAAUGGAUUCAUCGCUAGUGGUGGCACUGCAUCUGUUGAUUAUUCGGGUGGUGACUUUCGGAUUGAAGCAAUUGAGGAGGAAGUAGGCACUGGACUGAAGAUGAACCAGUUGGUUCCGAAAAUGGAACAAUGUCUGAAUAAGAUGGAUCAUUUGAUUGUGCUGCGUAGGGCUGUGAUUAGUGAUUUGGUGUUGUUGAUUGCAAUAAUGUUGUAUGUGGCUGUAGCUAAGUAGAUUAUGUAUCAGGAACUUGCAAUGAAUGUUACUGCUUUGGUGUUGUUGAUUGCAAGAAUGUGAUCUAUUUCGAUGUCGAUUAGGAACUUGCAAUGAAUAAGACAAUGAUUUUCAGGAA